AUGAACUUUUAUGCGCUUUUGUUCUGUUUGGCCGUGGCUUCACUGUAUGUGCUUGCAAUCAGAGUCCAUGUGCCGCCCCGCCUUGCUUGCCUUGACCGCAAUGCGCCCGAGCUCGUUCGUUUCCGGUUCUGGCGCAUUUCACUCCUAUGUGUCUUCACCGUGUUGUUUGUUCCUUGGGUCAACUGGGCCCUUCUUGGUCUCUAUCCGAGCUAUAUACUGGCCAUUCGACAACUAGGCCUUGUUCCUGGUUUCUCUCUCUCUGGGAGCGUUCUUGUUGAUUCGGCCAACAUUGCUAAAACGACGUUAAAAAUGGCACUAUUGUACAUUGGUCCUUUGGCUCAAUACGCUUUAUCAAAACCAGAUUUGGCCUCCGAUCUUUCCAGCCUGUAUCUCUCCGUGUGGGGCUUUCGAGACCAUGUGUUUGGGCCCAUCACCGAAGAAUUGGUCUAUCGAGCUGCAGUCGUCAGUGUCCUUCGACCUAUAGCAGAUGCUCACAAAAUCACGAUAUGGGCUCCGAGUCUUUUCGGCGUGGCCCACUUGCAUCAUGGGAUCCAACUCCUUCGUGAUGGUGUGCCUUUAACUGACGCCCUGGCACAAGUAGCAUUUCAGUUCAUUUACACCACCCUUUUCGGAAUCUUGGCCAAUCAUGUCUACUUGUCAACUCAGUGCAAUCUAUGGUGUGCGGUGGCAAUGCAUGCGGCAGCCAAUUUGGGCAGCUUCCCUUCGUUUGAGUUGCGUCACAAGCAUCCACGGCUCUUUAUUGUUUACUGUGCAUCUCUAGUGGCGGGGGCGGUGUCUUUCUACAAGCUUCUUUAA
Clavispora lusitaniae ATCC 42720 is the source of this 816-nucleotide messenger RNA. RefSeq names its product CAAX prenyl protease (gene RCE1). Gene Ontology annotation, cellular component: endoplasmic reticulum membrane. NCBI's taxonomy places the organism in Eukaryota, Fungi, Ascomycota, Pichiomycetes, Serinales, Metschnikowiaceae. Gene Ontology annotation, molecular function: metalloendopeptidase activity. Gene Ontology annotation, biological process: CAAX-box protein processing. The record is from RefSeq and is a predicted model, not a curated record.